CCAGUAAUAAUGUGGGUGGGACUAAAGCGUGCAUCACCCACGGUUAACACUGAUGAACUCUUCUCUGAUACUCCGGUUGGGCUACAAUGAAACAUUUUUGUUACUUUGAAUGACUCUUUAAGCUCUUCGCCCUGAGUGUGGAGCCGCCGUGAGCCGAUCCGUGGCUCGAACUUAGCUGACACUGACAUGUUUGUGGUUACAGGGCAUUUGAUCAUUUGUGCAACAGAGCUAUGGCCAGUCCAGAGGACGUGAUCGAGCCGUUGGCAGAGAGCGCAGCUGCCCAAAGCCUUAAUAGACGACGCUUCUCACACGACUGCCACGAUUUGACUAAAGACGAGCUAGAUGGCCUCAUGUCGCGCAGUGAAGGACGUCCUUUCAUCGUGGUGCAUCGUCUUUCCGAAAUAGAAGAUAAGGGUAUACCUUAUUUCAUCCCUGAUGUUCCUGUUAAAUGCAGACUGGACAACACAGAGAAGCACACUACACGCUCAAGGUCCAGAACGGUGAAUGUUAGUAUUGGGACCCUGUAUACACUGCAUCUAACACAUGGCCAGUUCCACUGGACUAUAAAGAGGAAGUACAAGAACUUUCAGGAGGUGCAUCGCGACCUUUACAAGCACAAGAUGAUGCUUCAUUUACUGCCUAUUGGAAGAUUUGCAAAGGAGAGGCAGCAGCUGAGAAAUAUGUCGGAGGAAAUGCCCAGCCUACAUGGGACUGAGCGGGCCAGAAGAACCUCCAGCAAAGUGAAACACCUUGAGGAGUACCUGAAUUGUCUACUGGAGAACACAUUCUGUAAAAAUGAUAGCAGCAUGCUGGAGUUCCUCUCCAUCAGUCCCCUCUCCUUUGUCUCUGAUCUUGGACCCAAGGGCUUGGAGGGAUAUAUCUUGAAGAGGUCAGGGGGUCACCGAAUCCUAGGCCUGAACUGUAUAGGCCAUCAUCAGAUCUGCUUCCGCUGGUCACGCCGCUGGCUGGUGGUGAAAGACUCUUUCCUGUUGUACAUGAAACGAGAUAGUGGCAGCAUCGACUUUGUGCUGCUGUUUGAUCCAGAGUUCAAAACAAAAGUGGGUCGUGCUGACACAGGCACCAAAUAUGGAGUGUGCUUUGAGAACUUUAAUCGGAAUUUGAUUAUCAAGUGCAACGGCUAUAGGCAAAGUCAAUGGUGGAAUUCUGAAAUCAAGCAUCUGGCAGAAACAUGUGACUUUCUCAAAACGCAACGCUUCGAAGGAUUCGCUCCACCGCGGGAGAACACGCUCACUAAAUGGUAUGUGAAUGGAAGUGGUUACUUCGCUGACCUGGCUGAUGCUCUCGAACAAGCCAAGGAGGAGAUUUUCAUCACAGAUUGGUGGCUCAGUCCUGAAGUCUUCCUAAAGAGACCAGCAACUAACUACUACUGGCGGCUCGAUGAGAUCCUCAAACGCAAAGCAGAAAUGGGAGUCAAAGUGUGUGUACUGCUGUACAAAGAGGUGGAGAUGGCACUUGGCAUCAAUAGUGAGCACAGCAAGAGGACUCUAAUGAAUAUGCACCCAAACAUCAAGGUGAUGCGGCAUCCUGACCACGUGUCUUCUGUGGUGUUUCUGUGGGCUCACCAUGAGAAGAUGGUGGCCAUUGACCAAACAGUAGCCUUUGUAGGGGGGCUUGACCUGGCUUUUGGGAGAUGGGAUGACAGCCAGCAUCACCUAACUGACCUUGGUUUGACAGAGACGACCGACGGGGGCAAUGGUAUGGCUGGUGGCUCUAAAACAUCUGAGCCAGAUAAGCAAGGAGAGCAGGACCCACAUGAUUUGACUGGUAACACUAAACUGUGGCUUGGCAAAGAUUACAAUAACUUUAUCAAGAGAGACUGGGUCCAGCUGGAUAGACCAUUUGAAGAUAACAUUGAUCGUACUACAGUUCCUCGCAUGCCGUGGCGUGACCUGUCUGCAGCUUUUCAUGGCAAAGCUGCCAGGGAUGUAGCCCGCCACUUCAUCCAGCGCUGGAAUUUUACCAAGAUCUUCAAAAUCAAGUACAAAGACGACUUCUACCCUUACCUACUCCCCAAGUCUCAUUCCACUGCUGACUCUCUGCCAUUCACUGUGCCUGGGUCCAAGAAAGCCAAAGUGCAGGUGCUGCGCUCUGCUGAUCGUUGGUCAACUGGAACCUGUGAGAGCUCAAUCCAUAACGCCUACAUCGACACCAUCAACAAGAGUGAACACUACAUCUACAUCGAGAACCAGUUCUUCAUCAGCUGUUCCGACCAGAAGACUGUCCAUAAUGGCAUUGGUGAUGCAAUCGUGAAUCGAAUUCUGCGUGCCUACAGAGAAAAGAAGAAGUACAGGGUGUAUGUGGUGGUGCCUCUGCUUCCUGGAUUUGAAGGAGACAUCAGUACAGGAGGUGGAAAUGCCAUUCAAGCUAUUCUGCACUUCACUUACAGGACCAUGUGCCGAGGGGAGUUCUCCAUCCUGUCAAGACUAAGCGAAUUGAAGGAUCAGUGGACAGAGUACAUCACACUGUGCGGAUUGAGGACGCAUGCCCAGCUCUCCGAGUCACCUGUCACAGAGCUCAUCUAUGUUCACAGCAAGACCCUCAUUGCUGAUGACCGCUGCUAUAUCAUUGGAUCAGCCAACAUUAAUGACCGUAGCAUGCUGGGCUCCCGAGACAGUGAGUUGGCAGUCUUUGUGGAAGAUGAAGAGAGGGUCCCAUCCAUCAUGGGAGGGGAGGAAUACCAGGCAGGACCACUGACACUUGCUCUACGCAAAGAGUGCUUCAGGGUUCUUGUUGGAGCUGCUUCAGACCCCAGUAUAAAUAUUGACGAUCCAAUCAGUGAUGAGUUCUUCUUCUUGGUUUGGAAUUACACUGCUAAAACGAAUGUUAACAUUUAUGACAAGGUGUUCAAGUGCCUGCCCUGCAACAGUGUCCAUAGCAUGCAAGCCCUGAGGGACUAUUUAAAUGUGGCUCGCCUCUGUGACACAGACCCCGAGCAGGCCAAAGAGGAACUAAAGGCCAUCCGAGGAGUGCUGGUCCAUUUCCCCUUAAAGUUCCUGUGUAGGGAAAACUUGCUGCCUCCACGGAACACUAAAGAAGGCAUGGCUCCUGUAGGGCUGUGGACAUAAGCAGCAGCUCAGCCAUGUUCAGACCACUACAUGACAAUGCAACUGCUGCUGUACUGCAACCAUCUUUCCUGUAGUCAGCACAGUAAACAAAAGGAGUUACAGCACUUGAAUGGUGAGAGGCGGAGAGAGGUGUUACCCUUAUCAAAUUUAUUAAUGAUCCACUUAUGAUUACUUUGUCUUUUUGAUUGACAAUGGGCUAAUGUGACUGAUGUUAGCUACUGACAUGCAAAUUUUACGAUGUCCUGUCUAUAUUAGGUUGUGCUGACCAAUUUGUUUGUGAUGUCUGCUUUAUAAUAGCUUCAGUGUGAUCUGAUCUGCAUGUCUGGCGGCGGUGCAGAGCACAGAUAAAUGAAUGUAUGAGUCAGGAGAGGAUUGCAAGGUUGUAUUAGAAAUCAAGCAUCUCACAUGAUCUGGGAACAUAGUGUACAUUUAUUGGUGCACGAUUUUUGGGUGGGUGGGUGACUCUCUCUCUCUGUGUCUGUUCUCUCACUCUCUCCCUCUGAGGCUUCACCUCUCACUGCAGUGCCAGAAAAUCUGUCAGAACAUUUGUGGUUGUUAUGGUGACGGAUAUAAAGAGAUGACUGGAUUGUAGCUGAAAUAAAGACUGGAUAGGGCAGAAUAGGGAGAGUGCUGAUAAGAGGUACAACUUACUAAAUCAGGAUGGUGCACUGGGAAAAAGGAAGCUAAUAUUCUGCUAGGGCUGCUGACCAUUUCUGGAUAUAUGAUCAGGUGGGGAAACUGUGAGAGCGGAAAGAAAAGCAGAACAAGAUAAUUAAAGGGUGUUAGGUUGAUUUCCUGCUAAUUGUUGCAUUUUUUUAAGUCUCCAUGACACCUUAGUGAAUUUUUCCCACCAUACUGUCGACAGUCCAGAACAGAACAUUCCACUGCCCACUUGAGACCACUGAAUAUCUCAGCUAUUUUUAUGUUGGGUCCAGCAUCUUUCAUGUGUACCGUAUGUUACAUUUGCUCACAGACAUAGCCGUUUGUUUAGGUCCACUAUUUUUAGCCAUAACGCUGACUUGAGUUGUGACGUGAUGUCGUUUUCACGUUCUCACUGAUUGCCAUUUUGGGGCAUCACGGGGCUGUUUUUUUGAAAUGUCAUUCCCUUGAGCUGUGACCAAGCCGUGACUGCUGUUGGGAAGUCUUUAAAUGUCUUCUACUGGAUACAUUUGUAGCAUUGCUGGUGAAAAUAGACAGGAAACCUUUACCUCUUUUGUGUCAUUGCAUUGACUGAGAUAUCAUGUAAUAAUACAGCGGGUAAGGUACAGUAUGUGCCUUAGAAAAACAGGAAUUGGAUUCUAAGGGUUGAUGGAAAAUCUAAGCGAGGGGGAAUGUACAUUUUUCUGCCACUUUAGAUUGUGCAUUCGGGCAAAACUGUAACUCAUUUUUCAAUAUCUGAAGCACUAGGCCAGGUUUUAUUACAUGCACUUUCAUCACAAGUUUUUUACAGCAACAAACAGCAGAAGAGGAUAAAGGCCAGUCUGUAAAACUUGUGACUGGGACUCUGUUUUAUAUUCCUAGCCUUGUGCUAGUGUUAUGACUACUGUGUGUGUGUGUGUGUUCUGGAAGGGGGUUGAGCCUUUGCACAUGUUUCUUUUAAAGAGACCAGAUAAAAGAUGACCCAGAACAAUGCAAUGACAGUAAAUCACAGUUAAGUGAAUAAUCCAGACUGUUGUAUGAGCUUCUGACACACACCUAUGAGUGAAAAACAUUACCUUGGCGGUUCCAUUGCAAAGCUGUCUGUGAAUGGGACAGGUGCCCCAUGCGACCAAGUCUACAUGAAGUGUCUCACAGGAUUGUUGUUCAGUUAAAGCAUCUGUGUUUAGAAAUAUGGAUGCUUACCUAUGUAAGAUAUUAAAAGACACUAUAAGCCCUUCCAUAUAUAUAUUUUCUACCCUCUUUCUUGCAGCCCAAAGUGGUUGUCUUAACUGGUGUUCCUUUUAAGUUCUGCAGAAAUGCCUGUAAUAUACCGAAAAGUGACCUUAUACGGUUUCUCUCAUGAAUUUUAUUUUUAAUAGACCAAUAAUCAGCAUUCCCAAACCACUUUUAUGAAUUUAUUACUCAUUGAAAUGUGUUUGUAUUCAUUCCUGAGAGUCACUGUGUGAAACCUUGUCUCUGUAGAUCAAUGUCAUUACCUUAUAAUUACUAAUGUAUAGGGUUACUAACACUCAGGGGUAGAGAGCGAUGACCAAUAUUCUUAGUCUUGUUAGUGCAAUUAUGAGCAACUUGUAUUUUAUUCUGUUUUUUUUUAACAUGAACUUGUUUUUUAUAUCCGAAUAUCUACUCUGUUUGAAAAAUUUACUUUUUUCAGCCUUCUCUUGUAUUACUUUUGUAAACAUUAGUGCUUUCUUUUUAAAAAGAAAAGACUGCAUUCAAACUGGAUUUAAUAUAUUUAAAAAAUAAAACUUUCAAAUGUGUAUCAGCAUGCAUUUCUAUUCUGUAUAAAAUCUU
This is a messenger RNA of Pundamilia nyererei, 5537 nucleotides long. RefSeq names its product phospholipase D2 (gene pld2). Gene Ontology annotation, cellular component: plasma membrane region; intracellular membrane-bounded organelle. The transcript has 26 exons. The coding region runs from base 231 to 3086 and encodes 951 amino acids. The record is from RefSeq and is a predicted model, not a curated record. Gene Ontology annotation, biological process: phosphatidic acid biosynthetic process; regulation of vesicle-mediated transport; intracellular signal transduction. NCBI's taxonomy places the organism in Eukaryota, Metazoa, Chordata, Actinopteri, Cichliformes, Cichlidae. Gene Ontology annotation, molecular function: D-type glycerophospholipase activity; phosphatidylinositol binding.